Lacerta agilis (Sand lizard) is the source of this 3389-nucleotide messenger RNA. RefSeq names its product WD repeat-containing protein on Y chromosome-like. Bases 209 to 3160 code for a protein of 983 amino acids. NCBI's taxonomy places the organism in Eukaryota, Metazoa, Chordata, Lepidosauria, Squamata, Lacertidae. Gene Ontology annotation, molecular function: calcium ion binding; protein binding. The record is from RefSeq and is a predicted model, not a curated record. The transcript has 29 exons.
UCUGAAUGAGUUGAGAGAGCCGACAGAUACAACAGACCCUCUGUUUCGACGUGCGCAGACUUCAUUAGGAGGGCGUAGGUUGCCAGCUGCGUCUCCAGUUUCCCUUAGCAGUUUUUCAGAAGCUCGGGAGGAGGAGAUAGAGCAGCUUCCAGAAUGGCUGCUGAAGGAGCUACUGAAAGGGCAACAGAGGAGUCACUCCAUUGGACUCAUGGAAAACCUACUGGAGGGCGAAAGUGUUCGUCAUCGUGUUGACUCAUCCAGAAGCCAAUGGAAAGGAAAGAUUGAGCAGCAAGUAACUCUGGAACAGCUUCAAAAGCUACACGUGGCCUUUCAGGACUUAGAAAUUAAUGGACAUAAGUAUUUGGAUGUGGAAAACUUCAAGCGCACGUUGAAGAAAUGCAUGGGGUCACAAAAUGCAAGUGAUGAACAAAUAGAAAAGCUUUUCAUGAAAAUUGACUGUUCUGCAACUGGCAGAAUUUGUUGGCAUGACUUCUGCACAUAUAUGCAGCUGGAAUACGCUGAACAACAUGAGUCAUCUGCCCGGUUGAAAGAGGUCUCUUUUGCACUACCUGCCACCAUAAAGGAGAUCCCACAUGGAGAGCCUGUGCUGAAAAUUUGCUCGCUGUUGGAUAGCACAUUGAUAACAGCUCGAGAAGACGGACAUAUUUCCUUCUGGUCACCACAGCUCAAGCUGAUACGAAGCAAGAUGGUGUUUGAGAAAGCCUACAGAAAAUCUAAGUGGUUGAUGGAUUUCACUGUCAUGACACCGUAUAAUAAGUUGAUAUUGGGAACUGGGGAUCGCGAACUUCAGCUCUAUGAAAGCUCCAACUUUGAACCCUACCUUCAAAUUAGCGGUUUAGAAGCUAUACCUUUGAAUGUGGAUUACUGCUACACAGAUCAUGAUGAAUGCAUGAUUCUUUACGGAGAUGACCAGGGCUGUGUCAAUAUCUUGCUCAUCUGCUCUGUGGGAGAGGUCCUAAGAACGUGGAAGAAGCUGCCCAAAUCAGAAAACCUUCCAAAUAUUAGCCUUGAGAAUGCGACUCUUUCUCCUAAUGUCACUUACAUCCGUUGGAAAGUUCAUGGAGACUGGGUUACUCAGCUGAAUUACUAUGAUUCUAUUAAAGCAGUCAUUUCUGCUUCAAGCCACGAGCCUACAGCCGUAGUAAUAGGUUGCGUUGUGGGAGCAACCAACGUUGAGCAACAGAUGAAGGAAAUAAAGGAACACAGGAAAGAUUCAAAGGCAAGAAAAGCACAGUCGGUCCUAGGAUCUCCCUCCCAUAGAGCUGAGGGGGAUCAGAUUGUUUUUCGAGUCCACAAAGGAGUGAAAACAUUUGCACUUAGUAAAAAGAAUAACCUUAUUGUAACUGGUGGGAUGGAUCGAAUCAUUCGGAUGUGGAAUCCCUAUAUGCCUGGAAGGCCAACAGGCAUGCUCAGAGGCCACAUGGCCCCUGUCUUCUAUGUCCACAUAUCUGAAGAGGACAAAAUAUUCUCCAUGUCAACAGACAACACAGUGAAGAUUUGGGAUGUUGAGGACCAGACUUGCUUAUUCACAGCCUGUUCAAAAAACAGUGGAAUUAAAGGAGAGAUUAGUGCUUGCCACUACAUACCAGGCGUAAGAUCGCUCUGCGUUGCCACGGAUACACUGGCUAUUCUCCAUCUAAGACUACGAUCGCCUCCAGAUCCUCACUUGGUUACUUCCCAUAAGAAGCCAGUUUUGUGCUGCAAGUUCAACAAAGUGUUCAGGCAUGUCGUGAGCUGCUGUGAGGGUUCUGUGGUAAAGGUGUGGGAUUUUGAUAGCGGAAAGCACUUAUUUGAAUUUGGCAAUGCUCAUGGUGGUUCUGCGGUAACCUGCCUCGCCUUGGAUCCUAGCGGAAGAAGACUAAUUACAGGAGGACGAGAUGGUUGCUUGAAUGUUUGGAAUUACAAUAACGGGCACUGCUUGCACACGUUGAAAAGAGAAGACAAAAGUGACGAAGUCUGUGACUGCACCUACGUGGAAGUCAACAGAAACAAGUACAUCAUAGGUGUUGGAUGGGAUCGAAGGAUAAACUUGUUUUAUGAUUCUACAGAAAACUUUCAUCACUUUCAGAAACCUCAAGCCCACUGGCAGGAUGAUAUAAACCGGGGACACAAAGAAGAUAUUUUGUGCAUUGCUCAGUGCCCACCUACUCUCCUUGCAACCUCAAGUUAUGAUGGUGAAAUUAUUGUUUGGAAUAUGAUCUCGGGUCACAUAUGUCAUAAAUUCCACACUUCUGUUGCCGCUGCCUCUGUUAGUACCAAACCUGUCAAUGCAAGUGUUAGCCGAGUAAUCUUUCUAAAGACCCGUGCGGUGAAAUUUGAAUCGGCUGCAGCCUCGCUUGUUUCCAAUGGGCCGCAAGGCCACCUGUAUUUCUGGAGUCUGCGCACUGGGGAUCCACUGAUAGCAAGUUUUGCACCUUCAAGAGGGAAAUCCUUGAUUACUGGCAUUGCCGUGACUGCUGAUGACUCAUAUUUGUAUGCCGCCGAUGAGGAUGGAUAUGUGUAUGUCCAUGACAUAAAAGAUUAUGCUCUUCAGGAUCCAGAACAAGAAGCACCAAAGUAUGUGAACCACUGGAGAGCUCAUUUGAAUCUGGUUCCAUCGUUAGAAGUUAUAGAUGAAGAGAACAUCCUGCUAUCCUGUUCAACUGAUCGUACUGUUCGGUUGUGGAGCCUGGAUGGAGAAUACAUUGGAACCUUUGGCCAAGCAGAACCUUGGGAAAUUUUUACCCCAUCCUCCUGGAAACACCCCAUGGUUCCUUAUGAAAUCCUGAUAGAUCCUCAAAGUAUGCCCAUUCACCCUGUACUAGAAGGAAAGUCCUCCGAUUUGCAGCUCAGAGACCAAGAGAAGAGAACUCAGGAUCCUGAAGCAAUCUCUAAUCCCCGGCUCUCCCCGGCUCCAGUUACCAGCGAGGACAUUCAAGAUGAAAUUAGCCUGCGUCUUUAUGCAAACACUUCAAGCAGGAGGUUGAAGCAUGAGCGAUCCAAGCUUUCAAACAGACGGGUUAGCCACGGGGGACCCAACACUUACCGCACAAUCAACUAUUAUGAAAUUGACAGUUUCCCGGGAAACUGUCGGAAGCCCGAUUUGUCUCUUCUUGGUACAGACAUUUUCAGUGCUAAUUACCAAGGAGCAGCCGAGUAGCAAGAAACUGAGCCCGUCAUUUGCCAAGUCACUGGAACCAAGGCCUGUUUAAAAGUCCUGGUGUAAUUUCUUCUGUUGUACUAUUCCCCACCCUUCAGCUGAAAUGGUGCUUAAUAAGCUAAACUUGCAAAGAAUUAUCCUGACCACAAUCCUCCUCUUUAAAGCUAAGUGUUGCUGUUCUGUUGUCUCAUCUCACUGAUACAUACCUCUGCUCAAACAGAUGACAAAA